Messenger RNA from Aspergillus calidoustus, 2612 nucleotides. Lineage: Eukaryota; Fungi; Ascomycota; Eurotiomycetes; Eurotiales; Aspergillaceae. The record is from the annotation of a GenBank genome assembly.
AUGGGCGCCAGAUUAAACGGUCGCGCCGCGCAACAACAGCAACAGCAACAACAACAACAGGCCCAAGCCGACUCCCUCAAAUCCGAAGACGACAUCCCCGCAUGUCAGUCAUGCCGCCGGAAAAAAGCGCGCUGCAGCCGCGAACAGCCAUGCUCGCAGUGCGUGCGAUUCGACGUACAAUGUAUAUACGAUGAUCGACGGUUAAAACCCGGUCUGCGCGCGGGCGUGGUCGACAGCUUAUCGCGCCGCAUCGAGACACUGGAGAAUAUGUUUCUCGGCCAGGAAAUAUUGUGGAAGCAGAUGUGGGAGACGCUGCAUCCGAAUCUGAAAUUUCCCGGCACUUCGGCGGAGGAGACUCGGGGUGAGGGAGAGGAGUCGGCACGGGAUGAGAUUCGCGAUAGGCAGGACGAGUUGAAGAGGUCGUUGUUACAGGUUGCGGCCACUCGAAGGGUAGAUGAGGAAGUCGCGAGACCGGUCAAGAGGCAGCGCGUGGAUAUCUCAGUCGCUUCCUCACCGGAACAGGGAUCAAAUGGGAUGACCGCAGCAGAGAUCAUCGAUUCAGACUUACUUGGCCAACUCGUCGAGUUCUACUUCCAAAACAUCCACCACUGGAUCCCCAUCCUCCACGUCCGCCGCUUCCGCCACCAGAUCCAAUCGUCCGAAGGCCGCGAAAGCGCAAUAUACAUCCUCUAUGCCUUAAUCGCCGUCUGCAUCCGCUUCGUAAUCGACCCCCGAAUACCCGAUGAAGACCGCAAAGCGCGCGUCGCCGAGAGCUGUCGGCAAAAGGUUGUCCUGUGCAGCAUGGAGUCGUUCUCCGUGGAGAAUCUGCAGGCGCUGGUUAUUAUUGCGUUUGAUACAAUUGCGCGCGGUCGGGGGCCGUCUUCUUGGUCUGUUGUCGGGAGCAUGGCGAGGACAGUGGAGCAGCUGCAGCUCAGCGUUGAAGAGGACGAUCUGUACGGGCGAAACCAGACAGGUGAGACGCUGAUUCGAAGGAUGGCAUUCCUGAAACCAUCGACGUGCUGGCGAGAGGCGGAAGAGCGGCGGCGCGUGUUCUGGACUGUUUUUCUCAUGGAUCGCUUCUGCAGCGUCUCGACCGGGUGGAACGUCAGUCUGACGAGCGCUGAUGUGAAGCGCCGAUUACCAUGCGAGGGGGCGCUGUGGCAGCGUGAGGACGAAGCGCGGGCGCCGUACUUUGGCAUCUCCGACACAAAAGGGACCGGACCACACCGGUCUCUACUCGUCAACAGCCAACUCACGACCGAUCCAAGUGAGCGCGACUGCAUCGGCGGCUUCGCAUACUGCAUCGAAGCAACCGAGUCACUUGGCCUCGUGUCCAAUUUCUUCGUCCACCAACCGCUCAAUGUGCAAAAUGCCGACGAGGCCCAACUGUGGCUCAUGCGGUUUAAAGAGCUUGAUCUCCGUCUAGUACAAUGGAAACUCUUCCUUCCCCCCAAAUGGCGCGACGCCUCAACCCUCAACGCCGACGGGAUAAUGGACUCCAACCUGACCCUCGCGCACAUAACGCACAACACCGCCGUAAUUCUGCUCCACCAAGCAAUCGCCUACCCACCACACCACUGGAAAUCCUCGCCCGUAAAACUCCCUUCCUCGUCCUCCGCAGAAACAUGCAUUGAGGCCGCCAACGAAAUUUCCAUGAUCGGGCAGCAGUUCCUCUUGUACUCGCCCAUGCUCACGAACCCGCAGUUUUCGUUUUGUCUGUUUAUUGCGGGGAGAAUGCUGCUUACGCAUGCGAAGUAUAAUGGGCAUGGGAAUGGCAUUUCGGCUGUUCCGGGCGCAUUGGAUACGCUGAUUGCUAGCCUCUUUGAGAUUUCGGGGAGGUGGGCGGGACCGAGAGAUGUUGACGGAUCCGAGAAGGAGAAUUUGGCAUCGGUGUUUGCGAAACGGCUCGUCAGUGCAAGGGACAAUGUCUCGCCGAUGGCGAGGGGCAGUUUGAGUCUUGAUAUCCGGCAGACGGUAUACUCCGGCACUGAAGACGUCGCACAGCCUUCAGGUCCCCAUCCUGCAGAUGCAGCGGGCCGUAUGCAGGCACACACCGCGGGAACGGCGAACGGCAUGACCAUCGGCAUGGGCAUGACAACCCCGGGCCCCGGCGCCGGCCCGAACCACUGUAUCAACCCGUCUGCAGGCUCCCACUCUUCCGCGCACCCAAACACAGAUUUAACGACACUCCAACACCCCUUUGACCUCACCCCGGACCCCUCACUAACUCUCGCCUUCCCUCCACUCCCACUCUCCUUCCAGCAUAACUUCGCCCCCUUCACAGAUACGGACGCAGAUCCAUUCAACCUCCACCUCGGGACGCCCGGGAUGCGAGACCAGGAUUCGAGUGCGAGUGCGAGUGGCUGGGGUGCGAUGGGCGAUACGUCCUCGUUUUAUCAAAGGGUUCCAGUUGCCGUUCCCGUGCCGGAUGGUUAUGGUGCUGCUGCAAAUGGGACCAUGAAUGGUCCCACGAGUGGGUCACCUGGGUCAGCGGAUACGUUGAGUCCGGGGCAAAGGAUCAGUCGGUUUGGACAUGGAGGUGUUGGGGAGGAGGGUGCGGGUGGUGGGUUGGGAAGUUGAUUCAGUUUCAUGUGUUGCGAUGUAUAAUCUAG